AUGCUGCUGCGUACGCUGUCGUUGGCACUCGCUACUCUCUGUGUGCUAGGUGCACAUGCUCAGAAUUGCGGCGCUCGCUUUGGCAACGCGCUGUGUUCACAGGGCUUGUGUUGUAGCCAGUACGGCAGCUGUGGCUCGACCGACGAGUACUGCCUCACGUCGAAGAAUUGUCAAUCAAAUUGCAUCGACGACGGGCCACCACCGCCUCCGAAAGGCCCGAAGCCGCCCAAUAUCGAUGUGGGAUCGCUUUACAGACCUCCCGAUGGCGUGUUCAAUGGGUUUGAGAUGGUGGGUUACUGGUCGAGCUGGGCACAGUACUACGGCGAAGACCCAGGUACUCCUGCGUGCAAGAAGGAAGACAAGCAUCUUCCCGAAAACAUCAACCCUUUCCUCUUUACACACAUCAACUACGCCUUUGCCUUUGUUUCAAACACGAACUUCACCAUCAUCCCGCACGAGCUCGAUGAUGAGGACCUCUCGAAGCGCCUCAACAAUUGGAUGAAGUCCAACAACCCUCGCUCGCGCACCUCUCUCUCUCUUGGUGGUUGGACUUUUACCGAUGGGCCUGGCAGGUUCACUGGCGGAAUCGACUACUCCCAAGUCUUUUCGCAGCUUGUUUCCACCCGAUCGAAUCGCGAAAUCUUCAUCGACAGCUGCAUCGACUGGUGUCGUAGGCUUGGAUUUGACGGCAUUGACCUCGACUGGGAGUACGUGGGAGACACUUCGCGAGGCGGCAGCACGUCGGAUGGAGCGAAUUUCUUGACCUUGCUGCAGGAAAUGCGCGCGGCUUUCCGAUCGGAAGCCUCCUCGAGCGGUAAGGCGGAGCUGCUCAUCACUGUCGCGGCACCAGCGGACCCAGCCAAGGUCGCUCUGUUCGACAUCAAGGCCUGCCAGGAGUACAUCGACUGGUACAAUCUAAUGUCCUACGACUUUUAUGGCAACUGGGAUCCGACCAUCGACUCUACAGCGCCAGUCUACGAUACAUUCAAGCCGACGUGGUCUUUCGAUUCGGCCAUCCACUUGUACCUGGAUGCAGGCGUCUCUGCCUCCAAGAUCAAUGCUGGCCUUCCCGCUUAUGGACGCGUUUGGACGCUUCAAGACGUCACUCGCAAUACGCCAGGGUCUCAGGGUGGACCAGGUACGGCUGGUAGGUGCACUGGACUGGCAGGCUACAUGGGCUGGUUUGAAAUCGUCGAGAUCCUCAACGUCAAGGAUCGACUGACAACUGGCGACGAGGUGUUCAAGUACGUCCCCGGUGACGGUGCUUAUGCCACCUUUGACGAUCAGUGGGUCGGUUUCGACGAUUCCCGCAGCGUCGCGGAGAAGGUCGCGCUAAUCAAACAAUAUGGUCUCCGAGGCGGCAUGAUCUGGGCGGUCGACCUUGACACUAAGGAUUAUUCAUUUACCAGGAGCGUGCUAGAAGGUCGCAACUCGUGCCCCAAAAAUGGCGACUGGCUCCCAACGCCCGCCGGAGUCACCGCUUCGCUGCUGUGCGAGAAUCGCUCAGGAGCUUUAGGGGACGACGCAGCUCCACAACAAAAGCGGCUUUGCAAGUCUGAUGCCACGUGGGAUGUUGUCGAUCUCGCCGACUGCAACAAGGGUCUCAUGCUCUUCCAGAAAGCCAAAUCGCAGUGCAUUUAA
Molecule: messenger RNA, 1641 nt
Organism: Ceraceosorus guamensis
Lineage: Eukaryota; Fungi; Basidiomycota; Exobasidiomycetes; Ceraceosorales; Ceraceosoraceae
Exons: 8
Coding region: 1-1641 (546 amino acids)
Biological process (GO): carbohydrate metabolic process; chitin catabolic process
Cellular component (GO): extracellular region
Molecular function (GO): chitin binding; chitinase activity
Source: RefSeq, a predicted model, not a curated record